Messenger RNA from Cylicocyclus nassatus, 910 nucleotides. NCBI's taxonomy places the organism in Eukaryota, Metazoa, Nematoda, Chromadorea, Rhabditida, Strongylidae. The record is from the annotation of a GenBank genome assembly.
AGGCAGUACUCAUGCGAAAGAUACACCUUGACAAUAUCUAUUUUCUUGGCGAAAAUCAGACUCUGUAUAUCACGAUAUCUAAGAUCAUAUUUUCUUACAUGGUUUUAUCGGUUAUGCAGAUCUGCUUUUAUCAGCUUCGUUGCUUGAGUCCUUGCAUGAUUAUUCAUAAAUCGCGGUAUGCGGACGAAUGCGACUUUCCAUCGUCUUUAGGCGGAAUGGCUGAUGACUGGGCUAUACAAGUUGAACAAGAGGGUGUGACUGACGUCCCCACCAUGGAAAUGCCUGAGGUAAAACUAUUUGGAAAGUGGUCGCUCCAAGACGUGAAUGUGUCCGACAUCACCUUAGUCGACUACAUCGCCGUUAAGGACAAAUGCGCCAAGUACCUCCCACAUUCAGCUGGACGCUAUCAAGUGAUGCGAUUCCGCAAGGCUGGGUGCCCUAUCGUUGAGCGUUUAUGUAAUUCCAUGAUGAUGCAUGGUCGUAAUAAUGGAAAAAAGCUUAUGACAGUGCGGAUCGUAAAGCAUGCUUUCGAGAUAAUCCAUCUGCUCACUGGAGAGAACCCUGUUCAAGUACUUGUGAAUGCUGUGAUCAACAGCGGCCCACGCGAAGACUCCACCCGAAUUGGACGCGCUGGUACAGUUCGGCGACAAGCUGUUGACGUCGCCCCUCUGCGACGAGUAAACCAGGCUAUCUGGCUUUUGUGCACUGGAGCACGUGAAGCUGCUUUCCGAAACAUUAAGACGAUCGCCGAAUGUCUCGCCGAUGAGCUCAUUAAUGCUGCUAAAGGUUCGUCUAACAGUUACGCUAUCAAGAAGAAGGACGAGUUAGAACGUGUGGCAAAGUCCAACCGUUAAGUUUGUUGUUGACUUUUAUCGUUUGGCUGUUAAAGAUAAAAGUUUGUUUCCGUUUG